UAUGGGCCACCUUCUCUCGAAGGAGCCGCGUAACCGCCCGAGCCAGAAGAGGCCUCGCUGCUGCAGCUGGUGCCGCCGCCGCCGCCCUCUGCUCAGGCUGCCCCGCCGGACCCCGGCCAAGGCGCCCCCCCAGCCGGCGGCGCCCAGGAGCCGGGACUGCUUCUUCCGCGGGCCUUGCAUGCUCUGCUUCAUCGUGCACAGCCCCGGCGCGCCCGCCCCCGCCGGCCUAGAGGAGGAGCCGCCGCUCUCGCCGCCGCCGCGGGACGGGGCCUUCGCCGCCGCGGCCGCCUCCUCGCAGCACCUUGCGCGGCGCUACGCGGCCCUGGCUGCCGAGGACUGCGCCGCCGCUGCCCGCCGCUUCCUGCUCUCCUCGGCCGCCGCUGCCGCCGCCGCCGCCUCGGCCUCGGCCUCGUCGCCCGCCUCCUGCUGCAAGGAGCUGGGGCUGGCCGCGGCCGCCGCCUGGGAGCAGCAGGGCCGGAGCCUGUUCUUAGCCAGCGUGGGGCCUGUGCGUUUCCUGGGGCCGCCCGCCACCGUGCAGCUCUUCCGGGGGCCCACGCCGCCGCCGCCGCCGGCCGAGUCCCCCACGCCCCCCGAGAUGGUGUGCAAGCGGAAGGGAGCCGGGGUUCCCGCCUGCACCCCUUGUAAGCAGCCCCGCUGCGGUGGCGGGGGCUGCGGCGGCGGCGGGGGCGGCGGGGGCGGGUCUGCGGGGGGAGGCGCUUCUCCGCCGCGGCCCCCAGACGCGGGCUGCUGCCAGAGCCCCGAGCAGGCGCCGCAGCCGCUCUGUCCCGCGCCCUCGUCUCCAGCCCCGGAAGGUGCCCCGGCAGAGGCCGGCGGGGACGCUGCCCGAGCUGGGGGCACCGCCCCCUCGCCCGCCCCGCAGCAGCAGCAGCCGCACGAAUGCGGUGACGCGGACUGUCAGGAGCCCCUAGACAAUCUCUGCGACUGCCCCCGGGAGCCGCCCCCCGAAACCCCAGACAUCAACCAGCUGCCGCCGUCCAUCCUGCUCAAGAUAUUUUCCAAUUUAUCCUUGGACGAACGCUGUCUUUCUGCAUCAUUGGUUUGCAAGUAUUGGCGUGAUCUUUGCUUAGAUUUCCAGUUUUGGAAGCAACUGGAUCUUAGUAGUCGUCAACAGGUCACUGAUGAAUUACUGGAAAAAAUUGCAUCGAGAAGUCAAAAUAUAAUUGAAAUCAACAUUUCUGAUUGUCGCAGUAUGUCUGAUACUGGCGUAUGUGUUCUAGCAUUUAAGUGUCCUGGACUUCUUAGGUAUACAGCCUAUAGGUGUAAACAACUUUCUGACACCUCUAUUAUUGCGGUUGCCUCUCACUGUCCUUUACUUCAAAAAGUCCACGUAGGCAACCAGGACAAACUUACUGAUGAAGGACUCAAACAGCUGGGCUCAAAAUGCAGAGAACUCAAGGAUAUUCAUUUUGGCCAGUGUUACAAGAUCUCAGAUGAAGGCAUGAUCGUCAUAGCAAAGGGCUGUCUGAAAUUACAAAGGAUAUACAUGCAGGAAAACAAAUUAGUGACAGACCAGUCAGUGAAAGCAUUUGCUGAGCACUGUCCUGAACUUCAGUAUGUUGGUUUCAUGGGUUGUUCAGUUACUUCUAAAGGAGUGAUUCACCUGACUAAAUUAAGAAACCUUUCCAGCUUGGAUCUACGUCAUAUCACUGAACUGGAUAAUGAAACUGUGAUGGAAAUUGUCAAGAGGUGCAAAAAUCUUAGCUCCCUCAAUCUCUGUCUGAAUUGGAUCAUAAAUGACAGGUGUGUGGAGGUCAUUGCAAAGGAAGGACAAAACCUGAAAGAGCUGUAUUUGGUGUCCUGUAAAAUCACAGAUUAUGCGCUGAUAGCCAUUGGGCGAUACAGCAUGACAAUAGAAACUGUGGAUGUUGGAUGGUGUAAAGAAAUUACAGACCAAGGAGCCACACUGAUUGCACAGAGUAGCAAGUCUCUGAGAUAUUUGGGGCUGAUGAGAUGUGAUAAAGUGAAUGAAGUGACGGUGGAACAGCUGGUGCAGCAGUACCCCCACAUCACUUUCAGCACUGUCCUACAGGACUGCAAGAGGACCUUGGAGAGAGCCUAUCAGAUGGGCUGGACCCCCAAUAUGUCUGCUGCUUCCUCCUAACACUCCCGCCCACACCAAGGUCCAAGGAGAUCAACAGCAGAGUGGAGAGAAAAUAUAGGUUUGGAGUGGUUGAACUCUUGGAAAGGUUAUAAUUGUCACAUGUUUAUGUAUGUAUCUGAGUGUGUAUAUUUGUGUCUUGUUUACAUAUUGCAUAGCAUAAGUGCAGUUGCUACUUUAAGAUACCCAGGUAAGCUGUUUUUUUUUUUCUUCUUAAAAAUUUAAAGAUCUAUAACCUACAAACCUUUCAAAAUUUACGUUCAAAGGCUUCUUUCCCUAAGGUUCCUUUCUUUUACUCUAGGAAAAACGGAUCUAUUAUUUUGAACUGCUAAUUACUGUCACUUGUAAUGACGCUAAAAUGAAGGCAACUGCUUUCUUUUUUUUUUUUCUUUUCUUUUUUUUUUGAUGGGAUGGAAUAGUGCACUUCUACCAAUGACCACAGAAUAGAAGUGAUAUUGCUGUAAUUAGAAAUCUGGUAAUCAGUGCUUUUCAGUUCCGAGCACAUACACACCUGUCAUUUCUUAUACACUCAUAUAUUUGUGCACAUGUAUAUGGCAUGCACACACUCACAUGGCAGUUUCUGUCUAGAUCAUUUUUUGACUGAGGGACCUGUGUCCAAACAGCAAAGGGAGCAUGUCCUUCAUUGUGUCUCUGCCUAAGAGUAUCCACAGGUGUCUAACUUGAUAUCUGGCUGAUGACUUAGGGACCAGAAUGAAAAAAGCCUUUUGUAAAAAUUUUAUGGAGACACCAAUCUGAACUUCCCUGGCCAACUCACAAAUGUUAAUUAUUCAUUAUUCUAAAAAUGUGUUCUGUUGAGUACUAAAUAUUUUAUUUGAUUUUUAUGUUAACAUCGUGUUAACUUUUAGCUCACACAUAGUAAAUGGUCAGGGUAGAUUUUAAUAAUAGAGUUAAUCUUAGCAUUAUCCACAGUAAAGCCACCAAUGUAAUUAAUAGUGUGCAGUUAUUUUAAAAAAAAAAAAACUACAGAUCACUUAUUUUUGUUAAUUUUGGUAAUUAUGAAAGUAUAUUUCUGAGAUUUGGGGUAGUCAUAUUAAUAGAAUAUUAAUGAGUGAGAUUUCAGUAGACAAUCUUCCUAUUGAUUUAUAUUUUGCUUUGCUUUUGGAUUUUAGAACAUUUUUGGAUAAAUGCAUGUAUUCAUUUUUGAACAGCUUUUGUGCUACUGCAAAAAUCUAUUUCUAGUCAGUGUAUGAGUUAAAAAGAAAAAAUAGAGUGUUUUCAUUUAGAUUGUGUUUACAUUUGUCAGAUAUAAGCAUUUGUUUGUUAAUUAAGAGUGCCAGUUUUCAUUUAAGACAGUGUCAUCAGUAAAUGAAUAUAUGUUUUGAUUUCAUGUGUAUUUACAAUGAAUUCAUAGUAGGGAUUCAGGCUCAAAUAACCUUUCCUGUGUCUAGAUUUAUAGUCAAACAGAAGUGAACCUUUUUAAGCUAAAGAGUUAUUAUCUUUCUCAGUAGAACUAGAUAUAAACCCUGACUUGUGAAUUUGCUAUUUAUUCUUUCCCAAUGUGAACAAACUGUUUGCUUUCUUCCUUUUCUUUCUUUUAUUUUGGAGGGUGGGGGUGGGGGAAGCAGAUGGGUGUGGGGUGGAGGUGGGAUUGAUUUUUAACAGAUAUACUAAAAUUUGAGUUUCACUGUCUUUAGUUCCAAAAUUACUAAACUGAUACUAACUGUAAAAAACAAAAAGAUAGCUUUACAUUUGAAUGUCUUUCAUUUAUUUAUAAUGACUCCUUUUUGUAAACAACUGUUUCCUUUGAUUAUGUCAACAUGUUUCUGAUGUGGCAUUUUUUUUUUCUCUUAAUGCCAAUCAGUUAGGAAAAUCUAGUCAGUAAGCACCAAGGGUAUUUUUUCCAUCACUAAAUGCAUUACUAAUUUAAUUUGAAGGGAAUAAAAUUUGUGUAGGGAAAAACAAGCUGCUUACCAUUAAUAAGCUGUUGUUCUUCUUACACAUCAAACUAUAUUAUUUUCAUAUUAAUUUCCCCACAACUGAAAUAGUUCACAAUAUUUUAACUGGUUUUUAAUCCAAAACUAAUUUAUAAGACAGUAUGUAUAGUAAUAGUAGCUGGAGUGAAUAAGCAAAAGUUUAAUUUUUAUAUAUGUGACAUUAUAUUUUAAAUAGUUAAAGACAAAAGAAGGGAGAAACAAUAAUGAUAUAGAUGGUACCAUUUCAGUUUAAAGCUGUAAUAAUCUUUGGAGUGCUACAGUUUGAUUGUCAGAUGGCUUCAAAAGUGUACAAUUGACCUCUUUUUUUCUGUUUUAUUGUUUGGAUCUAAAGUACAGCACUAUAACAUGCUUUGGCUUGGGGGGUGGGUGGGUUUGGGAGGGUGGGGGACUUGCACUUAUUCUUUAAGAUGUUGACUAAUGCAGAAAGCCUGAUGCAACAUACCCUGUGAAACUGCUUUGGUAUAUUGUAGAAAACUUUUAGAAAUAUAUCCAGUCUCAAAGCAUUAAUCUCAAAAAACAACCUAAAAAAAGCAUCACCUUGAGUGAUUUUGUGAUGGUUGUUGAAUGUGUUCUCAUUAGAUGCUUUGAAAUGAGGCUUAAGGUGAUUUUUCUGGGCAAUAUAUACUUUUUUUUUUUUGCUUAGAAUGUCAUAAAUAUAUGUGAACACGUCUAAUGCAGGGCUUUUUAUCCUCUCCAAAAUGUCAACAGUAUUUUCAGAAUAAAGACUAUGAAAUAUAUUGCUGUAGUGGAAAAUUCUGGUCCUUUGUCUUUAAUGUUCUUUUGAGUGGAUAAAGGAAUUUCACCCGGUUUGUAGUUUCUAUAUAUCUGUGAAUCUUUUGACCUUGCAAUGGGUUGCAAUAAAAGAGAAACAAAA
Messenger RNA from Erinaceus europaeus (western European hedgehog), 4948 nucleotides. It is a transcript of the gene FBXL17, whose product is annotated as F-box and leucine rich repeat protein 17. The record is from RefSeq and is a predicted model, not a curated record. The coding region runs from base 2 to 2122 and encodes 706 amino acids. Gene Ontology annotation, cellular component: SCF ubiquitin ligase complex. The transcript has 9 exons. Gene Ontology annotation, molecular function: protein binding. Gene Ontology annotation, biological process: SCF-dependent proteasomal ubiquitin-dependent protein catabolic process. NCBI's taxonomy places the organism in Eukaryota, Metazoa, Chordata, Mammalia, Eulipotyphla, Erinaceidae.